AUGCCUAUCCCGAUGCCGCUUCCCCCGUCUCUCUUACACCGUGCCACCCUCAACAACCCAAUCCCGACCUCCUCAUCAUCCAUCUUCCAUGUCCUUGGAAUUCUCCCAGACCGUCUCCAAGGUAAUCCCGGCCGAGAUAAUGCUGACUCUGACUCCUUUUCCUCCCAGAGUUCCAUCAGACCAUCGCCUGGCCCGGCUCUCGUUCAUCUAGAGUUCCCCAACAACCUCCCCCCAACUACCAUGCGGCCGGGGCAAUACUCUAAGCAAGCCGGUGACUCUUGCUAUGGAGAAAGUAUACUACGAGUUUACGGCACAUUUCGAUACGAGCCGCCCGAUGAUGUCGUUGAGCCCAUGACCAAGAUAGGCCCGACCAGCUCCGGUUAUCCUGCACAUGCUCUUCAACCGACGGUGCCGCGCUCUCUUGUUACCUCAUUAGUCCCUAACCUUCGUCUUGGCGAAUCAGAUGCUCCGUCUCCGUACUGGCUCGGUCUGAUCGACCCUGGAGACAGCUCGCCGGUGAACGCAACCCAAGAAACGCUUUUUUUGCUUUUUGCACCGUUCUGCAUUCGUAUCCGCGAAAGUUCCACGUACCCCGACCGACCCGACUGUCUCUGGCGGAUGCCCGGCCAGACGAGCCUCACCGCCGACUCCAAGACUGGUCUACAGCAGCAUCCUAGCAAGAAGCCAGGUCCUUGUCGGAAUCUCGACAACUCAAUGGGUCCCUGGAGCGCCGGAAUACCUCCCGUGCCAAGCAGUGGAGUGCCCGAACCACGGUCCACCGUGACUGUUGUCGUUCCAUCUGGAUAUACUACGAUCUGGUCCAACUUUCAGGCCUCUCGCGGUUGUGCUCCAGUCAGGUCGCACGUUUCCUGGGUGCGGUCAGACCUCUGCCUGCUAGCCUGGAUACAUACCAUCCAUAUCACAUCAGAACCUUCAAUCGCCCUACGAUGCACUGCAAACCUAUCGGCACACGUCUGGGCCAUCCGCGAGUACCGAACCAUGACAUAUAGCUGUCCUCCAAGUGGCCCGUCAGCCUCAUCCUUCACCUAUUCUCAGCCUGGCAAGAAAUUAGCACCUCCAAGGCAGAUCUUGGGUCCAAUUUGGGGAUCUGACAUGAUCCGCACCACCCAACCAGCUUUGUCGCAUUCCGUCUGCCUGGCUACUGCCACCCAUGACAAGCCGGAGCUCAGCCUCAUCCCAGACUUCAUGUUCCAUCUACCUCCACAUGGCACAACAAACAUACCUUCUUUCUCCACAACGCACGAUCGUAUCCACCAUGAAGGGGACUUGGCUUAUUGUUCCCUCCAUGUCAGAAUGAGGCAUGAUAUGCCUGGAAAGCUGCCGGUCUGUGUAGACGCCACCCCGAGGCCUUGGACAUGCAAGUGCACCGAGACUAUUGAUGUCGACUUCCCGAAAGAGGCUAAGGCCUUGAAGGGCUGCUCCAGGCAAGACUUCACAUUGAUACACAAGUUUCAGUCGCUCAUCUCCUACCAGUCUUGUGCUUUCACGUUCAUCAUGCUUUCCACCUUCAUCAGCUCCAGCCUUGGGGCUUUCCUCCUUGCUUCCCUCGCCAAUGCCAACCCCAUUCGUUCGGUUGAGCAAAGGCAGACAGGCUGCGGUACCAACGGUAUCGGUAACCGAGAAUGCUGGAACGGAGACUUCAACAUUGAUUCCGAUUUCGAGAUCUUGACACCGCCCCAGGGAAAGUUGAGAACCUUUGACUUCACCCUAAGCAACUUGACCGACGUCGCGCCAGAUGGCGUUCACAAGCCGGCCAUGUUGAUCAACAACCAGUUCCCGGGUCCCACGAUCGAGGCGGACUGGGGUGACACCAUUCAGAUAAACGUCCACAACCAACUCCAGACCAACGGUACCUCCUUCCACUGGCAUGGCAUGCAUCUGCGCGGCCACAAUGACCAAGAUGGCGCCAAUGGUGUUACGGAAUGCCCUAUCCCCCCUGGACAAAGCAAGACAUACUCCUUCCAGUUGACUCAGUACGGUACAUCAUGGUAUCACAGCCACUUUUCCGCCCAGUACGGCAACGGCGUUGCAGGCGCCAUCCAGAUCAACGGACCGGCGUCCGCUGACUACGAUAUUGACCUCGGUCCAUUUGUUAUCAGCGACUGGUACUACGGAACUGCAGAUAACCUCUUGCGCCAAGCCGAGCUUGUGCCAGCCCGUCCCCCGCCUAGUGACAACAUUCUCUUCAACGGCAAAAACAUCAACCCACUUGGCGCUGGCGGUCAAUACCAGAAGACGAGGCUGACCCCGGGCAAGAAGCACCGUCUCAGGCUCAUUAACACCUCUGUUGACAACACUUUCACCGUCUCCCUGGUAGGCCACAGCUUCACCGUCAUUGCUACCGAUCUCGUUCCCGUGAAGCCAGUCAGCAAGGACAGCCUCUUCAUGACUGUCGGCCAGCGCUACGAUGUAAUCAUUGAAGCAAACAAGGAAAUUGAGAACUACUGGUUCAACGCGACUGUUGGUGGCGGCGGUCUUUGCGGCGAGACCAAGAACCCUCACCCCGCUUCAAUCUUCUUCUACGAUGGAUCUCCGGAUAGACUGCCAGUUGACCAAGGUACACCUCCCGCCAACCUGGGAUGCGCUGAUACCACCGGGUUUACUCCUGUGCUCUCCCGAACGGCCCCCUCAGACAAGUUUGAUGCGAGCAAGACACUGGACAUUGCUUUGGACACGCCGACUAUCAACGGCGCAGCGGUCUAUCGCUGGAAGGUCAAUGGGAACGACAUUGACGUUCAGUGGGACAAGCCCACUUUGGAGUACGUUGCUGAGGGCAACAACUCCUGGCCGGAACGUGCCAACAUCAUUGAGAUCCCCGAGGCCAACGAUUGGACUUGGUGGGUGAUUGAGAACACUGGCGCUCUGCCGCAUCCCAUCCAUCUCCACGGUCACGACUUCUUGCUCCUCGGUACUGGCAGCGGCACAUUCAGCGGCUCAGAGGGCCUCAACUUUGAGAACCCCACCCGCAGAGACGUUGCACAACUCCCCGGCUCUGGAUGGAUGGUGAUCGCAUUCAAGACAGACAACCCGGGCGCCUGGCUGAUGCAUUGCCACAUUGCCUGGCAUGUGAGCAUGGGUCUCAGCGUUCAGUUCCUCGAGCGAAAGAGCGAAAUCGCUUCAACGCUCGACCUGGCAUCGAUCAAACCGACCUGCGAUGCUUGGAGGAAGUAUGAGCCAACCGCCGUGUGGCCCAAGCAUGAUUCUGGAUUCAUAUGUGGCGUCCACUUACUGAGAGGACCAACUGCGGUGUGGUGGGCAGUCAACCAACACGAGAGCACCAAGCCAGCCUGGUGCCUCAGCCUUCAAGUCACCCAACCCUCCAUGAUUGCCAGGGUUUGGUGCGGCGCGGAAUCCGGGCCUCUCCGGUCCUGUCAUGGGUCACCGGCGCGCAUGACAGGUACACCACCUCUUCGCAGCGGACUUCCGGGCCUCACAAGCAUUUAG
Colletotrichum lupini is the source of this 3465-nucleotide messenger RNA. Its product is annotated as multicopper oxidase. The coding region runs from base 1 to 3465 and encodes 1154 amino acids. Gene Ontology annotation, molecular function: copper ion binding; oxidoreductase activity. Lineage: Eukaryota; Fungi; Ascomycota; Sordariomycetes; Glomerellales; Glomerellaceae. The transcript has 16 exons. The record is from RefSeq and is a predicted model, not a curated record.